AUGACCUCCCUGCGGCAUAUCUUUCUACUGGUCGCCUCGUUCAUGCUUUGCGGUGUGCUCGCGACAGCAGAGUCACCAGCACGCGUUGCUGCAGCUACUGUACCCGGCUCGACUUCAGCAGCCACCGCCGCCGCGAAGCAGCCAUUGGCAAAGCCACCUGCAUCACCACGCCUCGCAAAGAGACGGCCGCCCAACCGCCCCGUCAAAGGCGACAAGUACUUCCAUGAGCCGGGCAGCGACAACGAGCUCGGCCACUACGACAUUCGCUAUUUCAAGGGCCUCGUCCCCUACGGCGAGCACCGCCCCGCCCUCCGCCAUCUGAUCCGCUCGUACCUGACCACGUUCCGUUCGCUCAACGUCGAGACCUGGCUGGCCCACGGCACGCUGCUCGGCUGGUGGUGGAACGGCCGGAUCAUGCCCUGGGACUACGACCUGGACGUCCAGGUGUCGGACGUGACGCUCUUUUACCUGGCCAAGCACUACAACCGCACCCUGCACACGUACCGCUACCGCGACGACGCCACGGGCGAGGACGUCGUCAAGGAGUACCUGCUGGACAUCAACCCCAACCACGGCCUGCCCCGCGGCGACGGCCUCAACAUCAUCGACGCGCGCUGGAUCGACACGUCCAACGGCAUGUUCAUCGACAUCACCGGCCUGGCCGAGCGCGAGCCGAAGCGCAGCCCGGGCAUCUGGAGCUGCAAAAACUUCCACCGCUAUCGGACGCGCGAGCUGUACCCCAUGCGCGAGACCGAGUUUGAAGGCGUGCCGGCCACGAUCCCGUACAGCUUCGACAAGAUCCUGACCGACGAAUAUGGCUCCAAGAGCCUCGUCGCUACGCAAUGGGAGGGACAUACAUGGAACCACGAGGCCAAGGAAUGGGUCAAGAACCCCCCACACACGAAGCAGGCGCACAUCGAUGCCACGGCCGAGAAAGCCGCUUCGUCUGAAAAGGACGCCGCACAGACGAAGCGCGGAUUCCACGGUGGCAUUUUUAGCCACUGA
This is a messenger RNA of Sporothrix brasiliensis 5110, 1005 nucleotides long. RefSeq lists its product as uncharacterized. The transcript has 2 exons. NCBI's taxonomy places the organism in Eukaryota, Fungi, Ascomycota, Sordariomycetes, Ophiostomatales, Ophiostomataceae. The coding region runs from base 1 to 1005 and encodes 334 amino acids. The record is from RefSeq and is a predicted model, not a curated record.